GCGCCCCGCACCGACAUGGCGGCCGCCGCGAGUCGGCGCGCCGGGCGCAAGCCGGCCGUUGGUGGGCAUGCUCCCUGAGCGCCCGGCGCCGGCAUGGCGGCAGUGUGGCUGGGGUGACUUUAACUCGCGAUUUUUCGGUUAUAGACGGCCGGCGCUCACUUCUCUUGAGAAAGCUGGGAGCCCGUGGCAGAAUCGGGGAGAAGAGGAGUGGGUGCGGGGUGAACGCUUGGAGGGGGACUGCGGGCGACCGGGCCGGCUCCGAGGAAGAUGGCUGAGGGCGAGCGGCAGCCGCCGCCAGAGUCUUCAGAGGAGACCCCUCCGGCCAUGCAGAGCUUUGUCAUUCCCAAAAAGGAGAUCCACACAGUUCCUGACAUGGGCAAGUGGAAGCGCUCCCAGGCCUACGCUGACUACAUCGGGUUCAUCCUCACCCUCAACGAAGGCGUGAAGGGGAAGAAGCUGACCUUCGAGUACCCGGUCUCUGAGGCCAUUGAGAAGCUGCUGGCCCUUCUUGACACUCUGGACCGGUGGAUCAAUGAGACCCCGCCAGUGGACCAGCCCUCUCGCUUUGGGAACAAGGCCUACAGGACCUGGUACGCCAAGCUCGACCAGGAAGCGGAACGCUUGGUGGCCACAGUGGUGCCUACUGACCUGGCAGCAGCAGUGCCUGAGGUGGCCGUCUACCUGAAGGAGUCAGUUGGCAACUCCACACGCAUUGACUAUGGCACAGGGCACGAGGCAGCCUUUGCUGCUUUCCUCUGUUGUCUGUGCAAGAUCGGGGUGCUCCGGGUGGAUGACCAGAUAGCCAUCGUCUUCAAGGUGUUCAACCGGUACCUCGAGGUGAUGCGGAAACUCCAGAAAACCUACCGCAUGGAGCCAGCUGGCAGCCAGGGCGUGUGGGGCCUGGACGACUUCCAGUUUCUGCCCUUCAUCUGGGGCAGCUCGCAGCUGAUAGACCACCCGUUCCUGGAGCCCAGGCACUUUGUGGACGAGAAGGCCGUGAACGAGAACCACGAGGACUACAUGUUCCUGGAGUGCAUCCUCUUCAUCACCGAGAUGAAGACGGGCCCGUUUGCUGAGCACUCCAACCAGCUGUGGAACAUCAGUGCGGUCCCUUCCUGGUCCAAAGUGAACCAGGGCCUCAUCCGCAUGUACAAGGCUGAGUGCCUGGAGAAGUUCCCGGUGAUCCAGCACUUCAAGUUCGGGAGCCUGCUGCCCAUCCACCCCGUCACCGCCCGCUAGGAGGGAGCUAGUGCGGGUGGGCCGCCUCGGGUCCCCCUCCCCACCCCCUCCCUCUGUUCUUUCUGUUUGGUGAGAGGCUGUUUGCUGGGGUAGGGCUGAGGUAGGAGCAAGGAGGACCAAAGUGUGGCCCGUUUGCUGAGCUUGCCCGUGGCGGGCAGUCAGGAAGAGGGGGCCUGCGACCAGGCUGUGGGCCC
Ochotona princeps (American pika) is the source of this 1433-nucleotide messenger RNA. It is a transcript of the gene PTPA, whose product is annotated as protein phosphatase 2 phosphatase activator. The transcript has 10 exons. Gene Ontology annotation, cellular component: cytoplasm; protein phosphatase type 2A complex; nucleus. The coding region runs from base 268 to 1239 and encodes 323 amino acids. Lineage: Eukaryota; Metazoa; Chordata; Mammalia; Lagomorpha; Ochotonidae. Gene Ontology annotation, molecular function: peptidyl-prolyl cis-trans isomerase activity; protein tyrosine phosphatase activator activity. Gene Ontology annotation, biological process: mitotic spindle organization. The record is from RefSeq and is a predicted model, not a curated record.